CUGUUUCUGUUUUUGUGUUUAUGUGCUCAUUCUCUGUGUGCGCGUUCUCUCACUCACUCACAACAAUUCACGAAGAGAGCCAUUUCUGUGAAAAGCGAUGCGAGGCGGAGCCACCGUCUGCUCCGGUGACCGGUUUCUGUAUCUUCUUCCACAACUCACCAACUCAACUCGGCCACGACCCGUUUUGGUUCACCUCCAAUCGAACGCGAAGCUUUUCCUGAAACCACAUGGUUCCAAAUUGAGUCUCACUCCUAGAGCUGCUGAUUCUUCCACCACAACCACCACCACCACCACCAACAAUAACACACUCGUUCCUGACGAUGGUUUCUCUCUUGCUAAGGUUUCAUUUGGUGUGGUUGGUCUAGGUGUUGGAGUGUCACUCUUGUCCUAUGGUUUUGGUGCAUAUUUUAAUGUUCUCCCUGGAUCUGGAUGGUCAGCUAUAAUGUUAACAUAUGGCUUCCCUCUUGCAAUUAUUGGCAUGGCACUCAAGUAUGCAGAACUGAAGCCAGUCCCAUGCCUCACAUACUCAGAUGCUCAAAGCUUGCAGGAAAAAUGUGCAACUCCAAUUCUUAAACAGGUGAAGAAUGAUGUUACCAGAUAUCGAUAUGGUGACGAGCAGCAUUUGGAUGAGGCAUUGAAACGGAUAUUCCAGUAUGGUCAAGGAGGAGGAAUACCAAGAAGAAGUGCACCUGUUCUACAAAUGAUUCGCGAAGAAGUCACACAAGAGGGUAAAUACUGUUUAGUCUUGGUUUUCGAGGCCAAGGCUCUGCAGCUGUCAGAUUUUGAACGGAGACAGGCUAAAUUUACUUCAUUCUUUGGGCCAGGAAUUACAGCUGAAGUUGGGAAGAGCGAAAACGAUUUAUAUGAGGUUCGACUUAUCUCCAAUACAGACCCCAAUGCGUCUCCUUCAUGAAGUUCAUAACCAUUUUAUCCUAUACUUCCAUGUUGCUGUAGUUAAUCAUCAUGACUUAGGACCUUUGAAAUAUGUUAAAUUAUUAAAUUCAAAGAUUUCGAGCUACUGUAUCAAGUGUAAAUUUUGAUACAGAUUGAAAGAAAAAGAAUAGAAAUUUGAAAGAAAGAGCCUAGCCUUUGAGGACCACACUAUUUACUUUAUUUUAGAUUUGAACAAAACUAAAACUUGCUUGGCCACUCGUUUUUUAUAGUUUGAAACAUGGGAUUUCUCAA
Messenger RNA from Gastrolobium bilobum, 1185 nucleotides. RefSeq lists its product as uncharacterized. NCBI's taxonomy places the organism in Eukaryota, Viridiplantae, Streptophyta, Magnoliopsida, Fabales, Fabaceae. Bases 98 to 913 code for a protein of 271 amino acids. The record is from RefSeq and is a predicted model, not a curated record. The transcript has 9 exons.